CAGACACUUCCAGAUCCUUGUUGCCCACUCAGGCCAGAACUAGCUUCAAGGGUGAGGCAGCUGCCUUCCUCCUGCAGGUUUACUCCUCAAUCCGAUGCCCUUUGCUGCCUGCAGAAGACAGAACAAGCACCUCUCCCCACCUGCCUGCAGAAGCAAGGCAAGGGCACACGGAGGUGGUAGUGCCAACCCAGAAGAGAUUCUGCCUUCUGAAUGAGCUUGUGGUCGCUGUAGGAUUGCGGUCUGACUGCCUUAAUUUGCCUGCUGCAGCCAUGGAAUUCUCCAAGCUUCCCAAGAUUGGGGAUGCUGAAAAGGAGAGUGAGUUGGGAUUUGUCCACGGUGUCUCUGGGCCAGUGGUGAUUGCCUGCAAGAUGGCUGGAGCGGCUAUGUACGAGCUGGUCCGCGUUGGCUACUUUGAGCUGGUGGGUGAGAUAAUCCGCCUGGAAGGUGAUUUGGCCACCAUCCAAGUGUAUGAGGAGACAUCGGGUGUUUGUGUGGGAGAUCCUGUGCUGCGAACCGGGAAGCCACUCUCAGUGGUCCUCGGGCCUGGGAUCAUGGGCUCCAUCUUUGAUGGGAUCCAGCGUCCUCUGAAGGACAUCACAGAACUUACCAAGAGCAUCUAUAUUCCCCGGGGAAUCAACAUCUCGGCUUUAUCCCGGGACCUGAAGUGGGAUUUCAAGCCAAGCUCCAACAUUCGGGUUGGGAGCCACUUAACCGGAGGGGAUAUUUAUGGGGCGGUGCAUGAAAAUUCCCUCAUCAAACAUAUGAUAAUGGUGCCACCCCGAUGCCGUGGCACCGUCACCCACAUUGCUCCAGCUGGGAACUAUGACAUUUCGGACGUGGUGUUGGAGCUCGACUUUGAGGGCGUGAAGGAGAAACUGACCAUGAUGCAAGUGUGGCCUGUCCGGCAGAUCCGCCCUGUGUCGGAGAAACUCCCAGCCAAUCACCCGCUGCUGACUGGCCAGAGGGUCCUGGAUGCCCUCUUUCCGUGUGUCCAAGGUGGGACCACGGCCAUCCCAGGUGCCUUCGGUUGUGGCAAGACCGUCAUCUCACAGUCUCUCUCCAAGUACUCCAACAGCGAUGUCAUCAUCUACGUCGGCUGUGGGGAGCGUGGGAACGAAAUGUCGGAGGUGCUCAGGGACUUUCCAGAGCUCACCAUGGAAGUGGAUGGAAAGACGGAGACCAUCAUGAAGCGGACCUCCCUUGUGGCCAACACGUCCAACAUGCCCGUGGCUGCUCGGGAAGCCUCCAUUUACACAGGAAUCACCCUCUCAGAGUAUUUCCGGGACAUGGGAUACCACGUUAGCAUGAUGGCUGAUUCCACAUCCCGCUGGGCUGAAGCCCUUCGUGAGAUUUCUGGGCGUUUGGCUGAAAUGCCUGCAGACAGCGGGUACCCAGCCUACUUGGGCGCCCGCCUGGCCUCCUUCUACGAGCGGGCAGGGCGCGUCAGAUGCCUGGGCAGUCCUGGACGGGAAGGGAGCGUCAGCAUCGUCGGGGCGGUGUCCCCCCCUGGCGGGGAUUUCUCAGACCCAGUGACUUCUGCUACCCUGGGGAUCGUCCAGGUCUUCUGGGGCCUGGACAAGAAACUGGCUCAGCGAAAACAUUUCCCAUCGGUGAACUGGUUGAUCAGCUACAGUAAAUACACGCGAGCAUUGGAUGAACACUAUGAGAGGCACUACCCAGAAUUCAUCUCUCUGCGCACCAAGGCCAAGGAGAUCCUGCAGGAGGAGGAAGAUUUGGCAGAGAUUGUCCAGCUCGUUGGAAAGGCAUCCCUUGCUGAAACAGACAAGAUCACUCUGGAGGUGGCCAAGCUGAUCAAGGACGACUUCUUGCAGCAAAACGGCUACUCCUCCUACGACAGGUUCUGCCCUUUCUACAAGACCGUGGGAAUGCUCCAAAACAUGAUCACCUUCUAUGAGCUGGCCCGCCAUGCCGUGGAGUCGACAGCCCAGUCCGAGCACAAGAUCACUUGGGCCAUCAUUCGGGAGAACCUGGGAGAGAUCCUGUACAAGCUGAGCUCCAUGAAAUUCCAGGACCCAGGAAAGGACGGCGAGGCCAAAAUAAAAGCGUAUUACAUCCAGCUGAACGAAGAGAUGCAGAAUGCCUUCCGCAACUUGGAGGACUGAACGGGGAAGCUUUGAAUGAACUAAACUUAGACUCUGGAAAGGUUUCUU
This is a messenger RNA of Candoia aspera, 2171 nucleotides long. Its product is annotated as V-type proton ATPase catalytic subunit A-like. NCBI's taxonomy places the organism in Eukaryota, Metazoa, Chordata, Lepidosauria, Squamata, Candoiidae. Gene Ontology annotation, cellular component: proton-transporting V-type ATPase, V1 domain; lysosomal membrane. Gene Ontology annotation, biological process: proton transmembrane transport; ATP metabolic process. Gene Ontology annotation, molecular function: ATP binding; ATP hydrolysis activity; proton-transporting ATPase activity, rotational mechanism. The transcript has 15 exons. The record is from RefSeq and is a predicted model, not a curated record. The coding region runs from base 270 to 2123 and encodes 617 amino acids.